GCUCCACAAUCAAGGCUUUCAGCUUUUCCAUCACCCCUGGAUAUAAGCCGAGAGACACACCCAACAAAAUCCAGGUGUGGUUGCCAUGAGUUCACCUGGCAUAGGCGGGACAGGGCUACCAUUAAAGGAAUAGCACCCUCAAGGCACUGAGAUUUGUUCAUACUUUCUUUUGCCACGCUUUGGAGGCUGAGUGCAUCAGAGAAAAGAGCUGCCACUGAGUUUAGGUCGUUAUGCACAUGAGACUUCUCCAUAGAUGAAUCAGGACCCAACCAAAAUUUACAGGUAUUGGCAAAAUUGGAAUCUGACACAACAUAAAGACAGGAAGACUUAAUAGCUGCAGGAUGUCAAAGGUCAUCCCAAACCAUGUGAUACGGGUUGGGCAGACAGUGUGUGUUUCACCCAAGGAAGAACAUACCUGUUUACAGCACCCAAAUGAUGGUUUGUCCUGUCACACCUUGCCAAUGCAGUGUUUUUAUUAUACAGUGGAAGGCUGGGAUAGGAAGAACUUGUUGGCUGAAACCCAAGGAUAUUCAUUGCCUAAGAAAUCUGUUAAAUCUACUGAAAUAGCCACAUCUGUGUCCUCUCAACAUUGUGAGGACAAAUGUCAGCAGGAGGAACCAAUGGAGCCACGUGAGGACAGCUAUCCAGUCUCUCCUACUUUGGAUAUAUCUAUUGAGAAUUUGAACCGCUUGAUCUUGGAAAUUGACCCGACUUUCAAGCCACUCCAACAGCCAGCCCAGGCAGAGAGUCCCCUCCAAGCUGUUCCACAAAGCAACACCAGGGUGAUAGCAAAGCAUGAACUAGAUUCAUCAGACAUAAAAUAUAUUGAAAUGUCACCAGGAAAAACCAAGUAUCAAGAGUCUUGGCAGAAGUCAGGAAGUCCUUCCAGCACUCCAUUUUCUGUGUCUUCCCCAAACUGGGGCCGUUCAUUUCCACUUGGAGGCAACCUCGGAUAUAAUUGUGACACUAUUGGUUAUAUUUCUGGAAGCCCACAGCGUUUCUCCCCCACAGGAAGACAGUCACCAACUUGCAUCCAAGUGUCAGAGAGUAUCUCCAUUCCACAACAAGAUCAGAAGAACUUUGCAUCCUGUGGCUCAAAUUCUUCCCUAGCUUCCUCCCCAGGCAUUGAGAAUGUAUUGAAGUUGUCACAGCUCAGGAGGAUAGCACAGCGGUGCAGUGAGGCAUCUGUGCUUUCAACAAGUCCUGGGUCGGACACCAGUUACGUUCUUGGAAGCAACAGCAUCCAAUCAUUGUCCAACAAUGAGCCUGACACACCUCCAACUAGGUCAAUGGGAAGCCCCUCCUCUGUUGAAUCCUUGCCAGGCUGUUAUGUUACAUCCAACAGAACAGGUUCUUCCUUCCCCACAGCCACAUGCUCCCAGAAAGAUAAUUUUCCUCUAACUCAGCCAUACCAGAAAGGACAGACCCACAGCUACUCCUCUUCAUCUGUUACAAAUUCCCCACUCCCAAUCCCUAUAGUGCUCAUUAAUGGUCGCCUGGAAGACACUGAGACUGUUACUCAAUUGUCCAGAGGUUGCUCCAGUUCCUUCAAAUAUAAGAUGCCUCAGGCCAAUUCCAGCACUUUUUCAGGAGUUAAUGGUUUGAACAACCCCUGUUCUGAGAGCUCAAGGUCCUCCACUUCAUCUCUGGAUGGGUAUUCCAAAGAAGCCCAGACAACUAUGAAGUUUGUGAUGGACACCUCUAAAUAUUGGUUCAAACCCAGCAUCACAAGGGACCAAGCUAUCCUGCUGCUAAUGGAUGAACCGCCAGGUACAUUUAUUAUGAGGGACAGCACAUCUUAUCCUGGCUCAUUUGGCUUAGCCCUGAAAGUCUUCAGCAGCAAAACAGCGGAAGAUGCUGGUAACCACAUCAGGCACUUCCUCGUUGAGUCUUCUCCCAGAGGAGUGCAUCUCAAGGGAGCUGAAGAAGAGCCCUAUUUUGGAAGUCUUUCAGCAUUUGUAUAUCAACACACCAUUAUGCCAUUAGCACUACCCUGCAAACUGGUCAUUCCUAGCCAAGCUUUCCACAGUGACGAAAAUCCAGCCAUUGGCUCAGAAGCUGCUCUUCUGGUGUCCCAGAAAGCUGCUGUAUGCAAUCUCUUGUACCUGCAUUCAGUGACUAUGGAGACCCUCACUGGCAAAGCAGCCGUUCGGAAAGCUGUAUCUUCCACUUUUGAACAAGAGAUGCUGCCCACGCCCACCAUUGUCCACUUCAAAGUUACUGCACAAGGAAUAACCUUGACUGACAUCCAGAGAAAGAUCUUUUUCAGACGGCACUAUCCAUUGGCUACCAUCAGUUUUUGUGACAUGGAUCCUGAAAAUCGAAAGUGGCAAAAAUUUUCCAAAACUUCAAGAAUCUUUGGUGUUGUUGCCAAGAGCCCAGCAGAUUCUGAAAAUAUUUGCCACCUCUUUGCAGAAUACGAUGCAGUGCAUCCAGCUUCUCACAUAAUUGACUUUAUCAAGAAACUUCUGCUUGAUGCCUAAGGCUGCCGCAGUGCUGAAAUGUCUGUUUCCAGCAAAUCCUUUGCCCUCUGUGCCAAGCAAUGUUAUCUCUUCAAGCUGCAGAUUUUUCAUUCCGAACAGUUUUGAAGCUGCAGAUUGAUCUUCCUCGAUAGAAUGCCAACCAGGAUUGGUGGGUGUCAACCUUCAUAAUCUCCAGACAAAAUAUCAUUGCUGGCUGGGAGUUGAUCUAUCAGGCUGUUUAAUAUCAGCUGUGUGUGUUACAGUAGAAAAGCUGCAGUGAGAAAUGAGAGGACUUUGUGGGAAUGGUUUAACAGAGAACCAGAAGCAUUUUCUUAUGUUCUGUCCUAUCUACAAAUAGGCCAGCUGUGUAAUUUCUGGCCUUCUGUUUUCUCUAGAAUAGUUUUUUACCUGCUUUAUCAGAAACCUAUCCUUCUUCAUGGAUACAUGGAUACAUUUUACAAAUGAUGUUGCCUUUUUUUCUGCAACAACUGCAAGUAUUGGGAAUAAGAUUGCUAACAGUGAUGUAGUAGAUUGUUAACACCAACAUGUUGCCUAUUCCAACAUAUUUUUGAUAUAUAUUAUGUAUUUCACUUCUUCAUUUAUUGUAAUGGCCAAUGGGGAAAUCCAAUAAACUAAUUUUGCAAGCUACUGUUUUACUGAAAUGAAAUGGAAAUUUAAUGAACAUUUUACCCUUAAAAAAAUCCAGAGCAGAAAUCUGUCUUAGCAAUACCUACUGUGACUUCACCAUUAAUUAAUGAAACAACUCUUCAAACUUAUGUCUCCCCACUUUGU
This is a messenger RNA of Python bivittatus (Burmese python), 3254 nucleotides long. It is a transcript of the gene TNS4, whose product is annotated as tensin 4. Gene Ontology annotation, molecular function: protein binding. The record is from RefSeq and is a predicted model, not a curated record. Gene Ontology annotation, cellular component: focal adhesion. NCBI's taxonomy places the organism in Eukaryota, Metazoa, Chordata, Lepidosauria, Squamata, Pythonidae.